AUGAUGACUGGUCACGAUGUCUCUGAAGGCGCUGAUAGCGCUAGACGUCGAUACGAGGACCAAGAACAUUCCAACGUCCAUCAACCGCAACCAACAUCGACCACCGCACUGUUGGGCGGAUAUCAAGGCAGCCCGAUGGCCCCAACCAGCAUGGGCAGACGGGGACGGCGGACCUUGGGCACUUUUCUCCUCAUGAUAGUCGUGGUACUCUGGACGACGUCGAACUUCCUUGCCAGCACUAUAUUCGCCGAUAACACUUACUCCAAGCCGUACCUGGUAACAUACCUGAACAGCGGGUCCUUCAUCUUCAUGCUUGUGCCUUUCGUCGGUGGCCGACUUCGCAGACUCUGGAAGACGGGGAAACUGCGAGAUAUCAGGUCAUUUCGAGCUCUAAUCAAGGAGUUUGAGCAUCCAACACCUGGAGAAGAGGCGAGACCAAUCCUGGACCCCGACCAAGAUGAAGGGCUGCCACGAGAGUCGGGGGAUACAGGUGCACCAGAGCAACAUGCCACAACCAGAGCUAAGCUAGGUUUCAAAGCGACAGCUACACUGAGCUUAGAGUUUUGCAUAAUAUGGGCAAACUACUUUGCCAUGGCAUGUUUGCAGUAUACAAGUGUUGCCAGUACGACUGUGCUGACAUCCACAAGCGGGGUAUGGACGCUUAUAUUUGGAGCAAUGAUCAAGGUUGAAAAGUUCACGCUCAGCAAAUGUAUUGGAGUUCUCACAUCCCUACUCGGCAUAUUUUUAAUAUCCAGGGUCGAUAUCUCUACCUCAAAUCGUUCGAAAGAUGAUACCUCUCCCAAUAAGCCGCCUGGUCAAGUAAUUCUUGGUAACCUCAUGGCCGCAUUCAGCGCUAUGUUAUACGGAGUUUAUACCACUUUGAUGAAAAGACGGGUUGAAGAUGAAUCACGAGUUGACAUGCGCCUGUUCUUUGGCCUGGUUGGAAUUUUUGCCUCUCUAAUCCUCUGGCCUGGGUUCAUCGUAUUGCAUUAUACUGGAAUUGAACCGUUUACUCUUCCACCAACCAAACUUGUCUUCUUAAUUGUUUUGGUUAAUGCAAUCAUAUCCUUUGCGUCCGAUAUAUGCUGGGCCUUUUCGCUAUUACUUACGAGUCCGGUUAUCGUGACUAUUGGACUGAGUCUCAACAUUCCGUUAUCGUUACUCGGUCAAAUCGUUAUCCAGCACAAAUAUGCAACUGGACUGUAUUGGUUCGGCGCUACCCUUGUAUUUGCUUCCUUUAUAGUCGUGAACUAUGAAACCCCAGUUUAA
This is a messenger RNA of Nannizzia gypsea CBS 118893, 1269 nucleotides long. RefSeq names its product solute carrier family 35 member F5. Gene Ontology annotation, biological process: regulation of peptide transport. The record is from RefSeq and is a predicted model, not a curated record. The transcript has 5 exons. NCBI's taxonomy places the organism in Eukaryota, Fungi, Ascomycota, Eurotiomycetes, Onygenales, Arthrodermataceae. The coding region runs from base 1 to 1269 and encodes 422 amino acids. Gene Ontology annotation, cellular component: membrane.